GCUGAUGAAAGGAGGAGGGGAGCAGGCCAAGACAUGGUGUCAGACUUUGACCUCAGAGUGGAGAUCCUAGCGCUGCGCUGAUCUCUCGGCCACUCGCCGACUCUUGCUGUCUUCUGGUAUAGACAUGAAGAUUUAUUUUGCUCCGGCUAAUGUGCCUCUGGCUAGGAGGAUCCAGACUGCUGCCGUACUGCAGUGGGUCUUCUCUUUCCUGGCGCUCGCCCCCAUCUGUAUUAUACUGUUCCUCUUUCUACUCUUCACUCGUUUCUGGCUCAUCUGCGUGCUUUAUGCCAUCUGGUGGUACAUCGAUUGGGACACACCUUCACGAGGAGGUAGAAAAGUGCCCUUUCUGUGUCGAAUGCGCUUAUGGGAGUACAUGAGAGAUUAUUUCCCUAUAAAGCUUGUGAAGACAGCUGAUCUGGACCCCAGGAAGAACUAUGUGCUUGGUUUCCAUCCUCAUGGUAUUCUUGUGGCUGGUGCAUUUACAAAUUUCUGCACGGAGGCGACAGGUUUUAGCAAACUCUUCCCUGGGCUGAGAAGCAACCUUCUCAUGCUGCCUCUCUGGUUCAGAGCCCCCUUCUUCAGAGACUACAUUAUGUCUGCAGGCCUGGUUCCAUCGGACAAGGAGAGUGCCAGCUAUCUGCUCCGGCAGAAGGGAGGUGGGAACGCUGUGGUCAUUGCGGUUGGCGGUGCCCCUGAGGCUUUGGAUGCCCAUCCUGGUGACUACACCGUUCACCUGGCCAAUAAAAAGGGCUUCAUUAAGCUUGCUAUAGAGCACGGUGCAGAUUUGGUUCCUAUAUAUUCGUUUGGGGAAAACGAAGUAUUUGAUCAGGUGGAGAACCCUCGAGGCACCUGGCUGCGAUAUAUUCAGGAGCGCCUGCAACGCAUUAUGGGCAUUUCUCUGCCUCUCUUCCAUGCACGAGGAAUUUUCCAGUAUAGCUUCGGCCUAAUGCCCUACAGAAAACCCAUCAACACUGUCGUUGGUAAGGCAAUUCCAGUAGAGAAAAACGAGAAACCAACGGCAGAAGAACUGGAUGUGUAUCACCAGCGCUACAUGGACGAACUCAGCCGCCUGUUUGAGGAACAAAAAGAAAAUUAUGGAGUACCUGAAGAUGCUCACCUGCUGUUCCAGUGAGAGGAUCACUGAAGUGACUGUGAGAUUGUGUACGUAUGUGUUUACGAGAAAGAGACAGAAAGGCAAUUAUGCAUGUCUACUUUAGUCUCAGCUGUAUAUUGUCAUCCUUUAAACCAUUGCUGUUUUGUUUACCAGUUGUUAAAUGUAAUAUCAGAAUGUGUAAUUUAAAGCAGUCCAUGCUUUUACCUGUACCAAACAUUGCAAAAAAAUAAAAGAAAAAGAAAUCCACGUAAAUUAAAUAUUCAUAACUUCUAAAUUAACUGAUUUUACUCAAAUUAGAAAUUUGAUGUAAUGUGGCUAAUGCAACUUGACUUCAUCAACUAAAGUUAUAUCUACUGUAUGUAUUUUCUACUGUAUGUGCUUUAAAGCAGCACAUCUGAAUAAAUUUGCACCACUACUCUA
Molecule: messenger RNA, 1534 nt
Organism: Puntigrus tetrazona (Sumatra barb)
Lineage: Eukaryota; Metazoa; Chordata; Actinopteri; Cypriniformes; Cyprinidae
Gene: mogat2
Product: monoacylglycerol O-acyltransferase 2
Exons: 6
Coding region: 125-1132 (335 amino acids)
Biological process (GO): diacylglycerol biosynthetic process; triglyceride biosynthetic process
Cellular component (GO): endoplasmic reticulum membrane
Molecular function (GO): 2-acylglycerol O-acyltransferase activity; diacylglycerol O-acyltransferase activity
Source: RefSeq, a predicted model, not a curated record